This is a messenger RNA of Diospyros lotus (date-plum), 2265 nucleotides long. RefSeq names its product sulfate transporter 3.1-like. Gene Ontology annotation, cellular component: membrane. The record is from RefSeq and is a predicted model, not a curated record. Gene Ontology annotation, biological process: transmembrane transport. Bases 91 to 2100 code for a protein of 669 amino acids. The transcript is spliced from 11 exons. NCBI's taxonomy places the organism in Eukaryota, Viridiplantae, Streptophyta, Magnoliopsida, Ericales, Ebenaceae. Gene Ontology annotation, molecular function: secondary active sulfate transmembrane transporter activity.
UCCACCGGCGAACUUUUCCGCCGCCUCCUUCUCCUCCUCAUUAGUCAUUGGCCACCACUAUACCAACCCAAAAACAUUGUACAAGUGCAGAUGGGCAACGGGGACUGUGAAUAUCCAUCCAUCGAUGGUGACUGUGGCCAGCCCCACCGGCGGGUCUCAGUGCCGCCGGCGCAGACAUUUCUGAACUCUUUCCAGUCCUCUCUGAAAGAGAUCUUCUUUCCCGACGACCCGCUCCGGCAGUUCAGGAACCAGCCACCGUCGGCCAAAUUCAGAUUGUGUCUUCAAAACUUGCUGCCUGCUCUCCAAUGGGCUCCGAGCUACAGUCUCCAGUUCUUCAAAGCCGACCUUGUCGCCGGCAUCACCAUAGCCAGCCUUGCAAUCCCGCAGGGGAUUAGCUAUGCGAAGCUAGCCAACUUGCCGCCCAUUCUCGGCUUAUAUUCGAGCUUCGUUCCACCGCUGGUAUAUGCAAUGAUGGGGAGUUCGAGAGAUGUGGCAGUGGGGACGGUUGCAAUUGCGUCGCUGCUCACAGCUUCAAUGCUGGGGAAGGAAGUCAAUGCCAAUGAGAAUCCGACGCUCUAUCUUCAUCUCUCUUUCACUGCAACCUUCUUCGCUGGACUCUUUCAAGCUUCUUUGGGUCUCUUAAGGUUAGGGUUCAUAGUGGAUUUUCUAUCACAUGCGACAAUAGUGGGGUUCAUGGCGGGAGCAGCCACUAUUGUUUGCCUGCAACAGCUUAAAGGGAUUCUUGGGCUAGACCAUUUCACCCAUGCCACCGAUCUUAUCUCUGUCAUGCGAUCUGUUUUCGCCCAAACCCAUAAGUGGAGAUGGGAGAGUGCUGUCUUGGGAUGUUGUUUCCUUUUCUACCUUCUCGUCACUAGACACUUGAGCAAGAGACGACCAAAGCUCUUCUGGGUAUCAGCCAUGGCUCCGCUGACGGCAGUCAUCCUGGGAAGCCUUCUUGUCUAUCUCACCCAAGCUGAGAAGCACGGCGUCCAAGUGAUAGGAGAGUUGAAGAGGGGGCUGAAUCCUCCCUCAAUUACAAAUCUGGAAUUUGGAUCAACCUAUGUCUCCGUAGCCAUGAAAACCGGCAUUGUCACCGGUGUCAUCGCUCUCGCUGAAGGCAUUGCAGUGGGGAGAAGCUUCUCCAUGUUCAAGAACUACCACAUCGACGGCAAUAGAGAGAUGAUAGCCUUCGGGAUGAUGAACAUUGCCGGCUCAUGCACUUCCUGUUACCUCACCACUGGGAUCUUCUCCCGAUCAGCCGUGAACUACAACGCGGGGUGCAAAACAGCAGUGUCGAACAUUGUGAUGGCGGUGGCCGUGAUGAUAACGCUGCUCUUCCUAAUGCCACUGUUCCACUACACUCCGCUGGUCGUAUUAUCUUCCAUCAUCGUCUCCGCCAUGCUCGGCCUUCUUGACUACGACGCAGCCAUCCAUCUGUGGCGGGUCGACAAGUUUGACUUCCUCGUCUGCAUCGGUGCAUACGCCGGCGUCGUCUUCGGCAACAUCGAAGUCGGCUUACUUAUGGCUGUGGGGUUGUCUUUGCUCAGGGUAGUGAUGUUCGUGGCCCGGCCGAGGAUGAGGGUCCUGGGAAACAUCCCGGGUUCUAUGAUCUACCGAAGCCUUGAUCAAUACCCAAAUGCAAACAGUGUUCCGGGGCUUCUCAUGCUUCGGAUUGAUGCUCCCAUUUACUUUGCCAAUUCAAGCUACCUCAGGGAAAGGAUAUCGAGAUGGAUAGAUGAGGAAGAAGACAAGGUGAAAUCCUCAGCUGGAGGAACCAGUUUGCAGUUUGUCAUAUUUGAUAUGGGUGGUGUGGGUAACAUGGAUACAAGUGGAAUUAGCAUGUUGGAGGAGGUCAACAAGCGUAUGGAGAGAAGGGACCUAAAGCUGGUGCUGGCGAAUCCAGGAGGGGAGGUGAUGAAGAAGCUGAACAAAUCGAAAUUGAUGCAAGUAUUAGGGCAAGAAUGGAUCCAUCUUAGUGUGGAAGAAGCUGUUGCAGCAUGCAUCCUCCUGCUCCACACUUGCAAGCCUAAACCUACUCCUCAUUCGUCUCUUGCAUUUGCGGCUGCAGCUGAGGCUGAGGCUGAUGAUAAUAUUGUCUAAUUGGUCAGUCCAGGAGUAUAUAUAGAAUUAUUAUAUAGUCAAACCAAUAUCAAAAAAUAUAUUGGUAUGCAAAAGGAGUUGAUAGAGUUGGCUUUGAUCAUGAGUGUUGUGUUUGAAGAUUGAACGACUAAUUAGUAGCACAGUUACUUCAAUAUUGGAACAAGA